UCAGUCAGACUUCGGCCCUACGUACGCAGUCAGAGCAGAGGCGUCAACAUGGCGGUCAUGGAUGUCAUUGUAGAGCGGUUGGUGUCAGUAUGGAGGAUACGGGCGGUCAGAAAGGGUUUUCCCUGGCUCUUCUUAUUCACUUCUAUACUGGGGUCCAUUCUGAAGGAACUGGACUUGGUUCCGCAGUCCUAUUUCAGCAGCAGCAAGAACCUCGUCAACUUGUAUUUCGUCAAAGUCUCCUGGGGAUGGACGCUGCUGCUGCUCACGCCUUACCACGUCUUCUCCCGCUCCGCCAACCAGAGCCGCGCCGCCCUGUCCAAACGCCUACUGGCGUUAGCCAUAGCAACAGCCGUGUGGUACGUCUGCACCAGGACCUUCCUCUUCAUCGAGGACUUGACAGGCUCUUGCUUUAACAGCAAAACUGAUCCCAUCGCUAACAAGUUCACCUCGAAAGCCGCCUGUAGGGAGGCCGGCUUCCACUGGCAGGGCCACGACAUCUCGGGCCACUCGUUCAUCCUCAGUUACUCCUCCCUGCUCAUCAUGGAGGAAACGUCCGCCAUGAGGGUUCUGAAGAUGGCCAGGGUGGACAGGAGGACGAUGCUCAACCUUGUGUACGUGGCCUUGAACCUGAUAGUGGUGACGUGGGUGUGGAUGUUCGCCUGCACCUCUGUUUACUUUCACCGCCCGCAGGAUAAGUUCCUGGGGACCGGGUGCGGACUGCUGGGGUGGUACAUGACGUACCGGUACUGGUACCGGAAGCCUUUCUCACCGGGCCUGCCGCAGCGGCGCCACGAGAAAGAACAAAAGCAGCGUGCCUGAGACACACCGCUGAUUUUACAAGCUUCAUUAAACCGUAGGUUAUUUUUA
Gambusia affinis (western mosquitofish) is the source of this 867-nucleotide messenger RNA. It is a transcript of the gene fitm2, whose product is annotated as fat storage inducing transmembrane protein 2. The transcript is spliced from 2 exons. Bases 49 to 819 code for a protein of 256 amino acids. Gene Ontology annotation, cellular component: endoplasmic reticulum membrane. Lineage: Eukaryota; Metazoa; Chordata; Actinopteri; Cyprinodontiformes; Poeciliidae. Gene Ontology annotation, biological process: lipid storage; phospholipid biosynthetic process; lipid droplet organization. The record is from RefSeq and is a predicted model, not a curated record.